Molecule: messenger RNA, 4257 nt
Organism: Microbotryum saponariae
Lineage: Eukaryota; Fungi; Basidiomycota; Microbotryomycetes; Microbotryales; Microbotryaceae
Source: the annotation of a GenBank genome assembly
AUGGAGACCGGCGAGACCGGCCCACCCCCACCAUCGGCGUCCGCGGCGACGAGCGUCCCGAUUGGGACAAAGGAGACGCAAGUCCCUAUCGCCGCCGCGACCUACGCCACCGCCGCGAUUCAAAAGACCAAGCAGACUCCCGAGCAGCAGACCCAACAACAACACCGUGCCAAGGCUUUGACCCAAAUGUUCGAAGUCAUGGGUGCUGUACCGGGCAAUCGCACCGACCGGUGGUUGCAAGCCACCUUCGCCACCGACGAGUACCCUGUCGCUACCGCUACAUCGCUCAAGUAUUCGGCUCUCAACGCCAAUCGAUCCAUUCGAAACAUCUUCGACUUUGCUCUCGACGUCACUUUGACCGUCCAAGGCGCCUCGAAGGCCUCUCCCGCGGACAAGGCCGAUCUGCUCGGUUGCGUCACGAGACUGCUCUCCCCGCAAUCGCCCCUGUGCUUCGACGCCGAGGUCACCCUUCCCGAGCACCUUGCGGCGUUUGCGCCCCAGAUUAGGGGUAUCCAACACUCGUCUUUCGUCAGGGCCGGUGUGGUCAACCACCGUAUCUCCGUGGGAUUCGUUUCGGCGAAGGCACGUGACUCGGCGCUUACGGCCCCACUGGCGCUUACUUGGCACUCUGCAAAGGCUCACUUCGCAAAGGCCCACCACUUCUACCACAACAUGGUCGAGCUGCGUAUCAACGUCGGUGUCGCAGCGGUCCCAUCCAGGGAUGCCAUUGUUGACUCUUUUAAAUCAAUUGUCACCAAAAUCACAGCCAAGGGACACCGUUGCGAGCUGGUACAAGUCUUGCGCGUGAUCCACGUCGAUAACGACUCGGCCUAUGCGCACUUGGCCGGCGAGUUUUCGGCCUUUAUCCGCUUCGACGACGACGCCCUUUUCAAAGCCCCUAACAACACGCUGAAGGAGCUCCUACCGUCGAAGGUCUCUCUAGCCACUAGAGGCAACAUGCAUACGGCGGUUCGUCACGACUACGAACGAGAAGCGGCCUGUGCUCGGUGCCACUUUGUGGGGCAUGUGGAGACCUGCGCGCUGGAACAGGAGAGGAGGCAGAAGGAAGCGAACAACAACACCGGAAGGCACAACAAGUACCACAACAACCCAACCAACACCAACAACAACAACAACGACACCACCAACACCAACAACACCGACAACGACGCUUCCGAGGUUGUGGCCCCUAGCCGCGCCCUCGGAACCGACCAACUCGAAUCGCGGAACCGAUUUGCGGGGCUCGAGGUCGAAGGAGGACAGGAGGAUGACGUCGAGGAGGAGGAUGCAGGAAAGGAGGGCGAGGAAAAGGAGCAGGUCGAAGAAGGAGAAGAGGAUACGGGCGCCAAGGCGGACGACGAGGAUUCGGACUCGGAUGGGAACGCCGGAGCGGGCAUCGACAAGGCGGGAGGCGACGACAAGGACGACGACAAGGACGACGACGAGGACGAACAGGACGACAGCUCGGAGGGAAGCGAACAAAGGGAGGACGAAGGAAACGAUGGGGAUGACGUGAUGAAAGAUGGAGCAGAGGAGGAGGACGAAGGGACGGAGACGGAGGUGGAAGAAGAGGUCGAGCAGGAACAGGGGGUACAGGACGACAGCAUCAUGAUCAUCGACGACGACCAAACGACGAUCACCACGGUUUCCCGCGAGUCGACUCCUCGGAGUCCCUCGUGGCCUCCACUAUCUCCUGAGACGUUGGCAAAGUCGCUGCGCGAGGGUGCGGAGUGGGACCGAGCUAACGCCGAAGCUGCUGCACGUGUCCAAGCAGAAAAGGAGGCGAUCAUCAACGCCCAACUCGACGCGGAGGAACCGCUCGUUCGCCACCAAUUUGCAGAGUGGGGUCAGGAAGAUGGACAACUGCGAUUCAUCAACAUUCGUGGCACCGGCUCCGGGUCGAACAAGAAGAUGAAGAGGUCGCAAACGGUGGCCGAUCUCAGCGAUCCGAGCGACGACCCGGUCGAUAUCAAGCGCGUUCUGAACAGGGUCAAAGGUCGAGCAGGAAAGGAGGUAGCGGGUCAGGGGAAGAGGGUGACGAGGUCGAUGUCGGCGGCGGCGGCGAUGCAGGUCGAGGGGGCCAAGGCGAAAGCGGAGAAGGGUAAAGGGGUGGAGGAGGAGAAGCGCUGGUCCGACCACGAGCCCGAGGAUGACAUUCUCCCCGAAUUCCCACUCUUUGAGGACGACACUACCGCCAAGAGCACGUCUACAUCGUCUAUCCAAUAAUGAUCAAGCACACCAUCACCAGCUGGAACGUGAGGAGGUGCAUGGGGAUCCCGGAAAAGCGACGCAACAUUUACACCUAUUUAUCAACAUUCAAAGCAUCCGCCAUUCUACUACAAGAACACUUCAUCAAACCGGAACUCUGGCAAUGUAUCAAGGACGAGUACGAGGGCAAGGUCUUCAUCAGCAAACACUGUCUGACUCUGAUCCCCGCCGACUCGCCCCUGAUCGACGCCGAGAUUUUGCGCACCCACUCGGCACUCGACGGACGAAUCCUGGUCACCUCCUUUCGACUUCGAGGCGACAUCCGGAUACUCGAGAUCAACAACAUUUACGCACCAGUCGAUACAAAACAACGACUCACAUUCUUUGACAAACUACAUUUCCACAGGACGCAGAGCACCCACCUUCGACUCCUCGGCGGCGAUCUCAACGACUGCCCGCUGCCGGCGAUCGAUCGGCGGAACCAAGGUCGGCACGGCCAUCACUGGCCGAUCCUGAUCGGCAAGCUCGACUCGCCCUACACCGACUGCAUACGAUUCAAACACCCGCUCACACCAUCUUUCACUCGACCCAACAUCGUCCGCAAGCGACCAAAGUCCUUUUCACGACUUGACUACUUCCUUCUGCAGCGCACCCACCAAAAGCGACUCGUCCAAGCCUCGACGAUCUACGACCACCCCAAGGACCUUUCGGAUCACCGACCGGUCUCGAUCGUCCUAGUUCUCUCGGAUGAGCGAGGAGACGCGGCUCAACCCAACAAUAGUUUACCAACGACAUCAAACCAAUUACAUCGUAUCAACGCGGCGACCUUCAAGACGGCGGAGUUCCAGGGAUGUUGGAAGGAUGGUUGGAAGGAGCGAGUGGGGAGGAACCGGUGGGGGAGCUCGAGGUGGUGCUGGGGAACUGCGCGAAGGAGGGUCGGGAGCUGGCGAGGAGGGAGCAUCGGGAGCGGGUGGAGCGGAUGGCGGUCUUGGUGGGAAGGGUGCAGGAUCUGGAGGCGUUGCCGGUGAUGGGGACGAGGAGACGGCCGAAUGGACGCGGACGACGGAGGAACUUAGGCGAGCGGUCAACGAGCGCGCGCGCCAACUUCGGAUCCGAGCCCACGUACCCGAAAUCGCUACCGAGGAACGACUGUCGCGGCCGGUCCACGCCAAGCUCGCGGCACGGAGUUCGGAUUCCAAGAUCACAGCACUGCGAUUGCCCAACGGAGAGCUGACACAUGACAUUGACGUCGCGCUUGACCACACACAGGCGCACUUUCAGCGCCUCUACGAUCUCGAGCCGCGCGAUCGGGACCACGUCGAGCGACUUAGGGACGAUUUCUUGGCGCCGAUCAGGUCGGCGCGCACUUGCGAUGACCCGAGCUCGGACCCGCUCUUUCUGCGACGACUCUCGGAAGCGCACAUCGAGCUGCUGCAGCAACCCAUCACCGAGGACGAGGUCGUAGCCGCAAUCGCAACAACACACCCCGGUCGAUCGCCGGGUCCAUCUGGCGUGCCCUACGAGCUCUAUCACACAGCGCCGCGGGCGUGGGCCAAGGCGCUGAGCAGGGCCUUCAACGCGAUGACCGAGCGCGGCUCGCUUUCACCGAAGCAGGGGCAAGGACUCGCUCGCCUGCUCUUCAAGCACCACAAGAUCGGGGCCGAUCGCGCCGAGCUCUCGUCGUACCGGCCCAUCACCUUGCGCGAGUGCGACUACAAGCUCUUCACCAAGGUCUACGUUGCGCGACUCAACCACGUGCUGCCGGACCUGCUCCCACCGCAACAGCACGGCUUCGUCAAGGGCCGCCGAUCGGCGGACGCGUCAUUCCACCUGCGACUCUUGAUCGAGGAGCUGGGCGCGCGCGGCACCGAGUUCCCUGACGCGGCGCUCUUGUCUCUUGACCAAUCGUCGGCUUACGACCUCGUCGAGCACGAAUGGAUCUUCGCCAUCUUCGACGCUCUCGGCGCUCCUGCCGCCUUCCAACGCGUUCUGAGGAUGCUCUACUCGGGUGACUCAACCACGGCGCGAUAUAUCAUCAACGGCUUCUGA